AUGAGGAUCCAUAGCCUCACCCUGCUCUCCUUCCUUUUUCUGGCUAUUGUGGUAUCAUUGGUGAAGGGCAAAAAGGAAGUAAAGAAUAGACAUGUCAGCAAAGGCACCAGAGAUAAAUUGCAUACUCUGGGAGACACCCAGAUUGAACCACCCAAACACCUGGCCAAAGGCAAGUUUGUCACCCAAGACCAUGCCAACUGCAGAUGGGUGGUGACUGAGCAAGAAGAAGGCAUCACCCUGAAGGUUGAGUGCACCCGACAGGACAACAAGUUUUCCUGUGUCUUUACUGGCAAUCCAACUUCCUGCCUAGAGUCAAACAAAAAGAAUGUCUAUUGGAAACAAAUUGGUCGGAACCUGCGCUCUCAGAAGGUCAUCUGUGGGGACCCCAAAACUGUCCUGAAAACCAAGGUGUGCAGAAAGAAGUUUCCAGAAUCCAAUUUCGAGCUGGUGAACUCCACUCUGAUUCAGAACAAGAAACCCAGCCAGGCGUUAACAGAGCCCUCUCCCAGGGAGCAGAGCAAAGUCAAAGAGAAUAUCCCUUCUGGCUCAGUGGAGACUCAGACCAUAGCCACCCAGGAUCCCAACUGUGUGGAGGACCCAGACUUAAUAAAUCAGACAAAGAUGGCCCUGGACUACUGUGGGGAAUCCUGGGGCUCUAUCUGCAAAUUCUUCAUCGCCAUGGUCCAGAGCAAUUCAUGCUAA
Molecule: messenger RNA, 702 nt
Organism: Mirounga angustirostris (Northern elephant seal)
Lineage: Eukaryota; Metazoa; Chordata; Mammalia; Carnivora; Phocidae
Gene: FGFBP1
Product: fibroblast growth factor binding protein 1
Exons: 2
Coding region: 1-702 (233 amino acids)
Biological process (GO): cell-cell signaling
Molecular function (GO): growth factor binding
Source: RefSeq, a predicted model, not a curated record